UGAAUUUACUCAUUUCUAUUCAUUUGGUAUUAAACCGUCAGUCAGAGCAGACACCUGCAGAAAAAAUAUUUAUACAGGUUGUGUAUUACCAUUCUUAUAUCGUAUUGUAUUUCUGCGAUUAGGAAGAGAUGAAUCUUAGAACAUUAAUGGCAGUCGGCCUUUUGCUAACGGCACAUCGAUGUAAAUCGUGGGACACAGUGAUGUCUAAUGAUAUGUACAUUUCAACGAGAAAUAGUAGCAAUGCUUGGCGAAAAGGCGUCAUGGAUUAUUACCACGGAUGUCAAGAUGUGUUAGAGUUUUUUCCUGAAGCAACAUUUGAAUAUGGUAGAACUCUAAAGACAUCGGUGAAAACGCAUGUAGACUAUUUGGGUGUUCUAACAACAUACAACUCAACAAUCAUCUCAGAAGGAUCGAAAAAUUCAUUGAAAGCGAUAAGCAUGCUGGCAAAAUUUGGCAAAUCGAGAGAGCAUUUACUGAUGGAAUUUCGUUUGGUUGCGCCAAGACUGUCAUCAGCUUAUCGAGAUAUUAUUUGGACACUAUCACCGUUCAUCGGUGAACUGGUUGGACCUAUUAACGAAGCCAUAUCACAAUUGGAAGACUCGAUUAUUCAAGUUUUGUUUGAAUAUGAAAAUCGGUUUGAAGAGCGAAAACAGGAACGUUGUGAAAAAAUUGCUAUUGAAGAAAUGAUGAAAAAGGUUCAGAUAUUGCUAAACAGAAUAACUCUCGUUGCUGAGACUGCUUUAGACGAUUUAGACAUCUGUGAUGAUGUCCUUGACUCAUUAAAAAUCGCAGUUCUCAUUUCAAAUCAUUACUUAAUAGCAGUGCAAGGGACUGGCAGCAGUAUUGCAUCUGAGCUAAUAUCUGAGUCUGAAAACAUUCCGCCAUCGCAUGCCACAUGUUUUCAAGCAAUGGAUCCUUUGCUGAAGGUUGUCGCCAGUUCUAUUUCUUCCAUGACAAGCGACAAUAAGCAGUUCACAAGAGAAUGGUUGGCAAUACUCGUUGAAGAGACGAAAAAAUUUAAUGAGGCUGUUGAUAGGGUAUUAGGACCAUUUAAAGAUCGUGGAUUCACAGUUGCACAAAUCAAGCAGAAUUUUGCAAAUUCACUACGAAAAAGAUGGGAAUUUUGACGAAUUUACGAUAAGCGGUUCAAAGAUAUUAAAAUAUACGAUUUGUUUAUAAAAUUUUCUGACAAACCAUUUUCAUCCGAAACCGUCACGAAGGUAUUGAGGAAUUUCGCGCCCGCGUCAUUCACAAUGACAAACAAAGUGAGAUUUCCCUUAUACAAAAUAUGUCAUUGUGAAUCAUGCCGGCGCGAGAUUCCUAGCAAAAGUCACGCACGACUAGAUUUAUUAGUAUUUUAUAUGACUAGGGAUGAAAAGAUGAAAAGUAGAGUUUUCGUGUGAAUUUUGUUGAUUCGAGGCGUAGCCAAAGUCAAUAAACACACUGAAACGAGACUUUUCAUUUUCAUCCCGAGUUAUGUAAUGUAUUUUACAU
This is a messenger RNA of Bradysia coprophila, 1494 nucleotides long. RefSeq lists its product as uncharacterized. NCBI's taxonomy places the organism in Eukaryota, Metazoa, Arthropoda, Insecta, Diptera, Sciaridae. The record is from RefSeq and is a predicted model, not a curated record.